AUGCCUGCUUUACCUAUUCCCCAAAAGCUAUAUAGAAAAAAGUUGGACAAGCAGUUUGAGAGAUUUCUGGAUAUGCUGAAACAAGUUAAUGUAAACUUACCAUUCACAGAAGUGCUUUCACAAAUGCCGGCUUAUGCCAAAUUCUUGAAGGAGAUCCUGACAAAGAAGAGGAAAAUAGAGGAGACCUUAGUGAUCAAACUCACUGAGCAUUGUAGUGCGAUCCUGCAAAAUAAACUCCCACAGAAGAAACUGCAGAAUGAGAUUGGAGAGAUAAGGUCUGCACCAAUAUCUUUGCAUCUGGCAGACCAAACAACGCUAAUACCAAAUGGGAUAGUUGAAGAUGUUUUGGUUCGAGUGGAUAAGUUUGUAUUUCCUAUAGAUUUUAUAGUGGUGAAGAUGGAGGAGAACAAGGAGGUCCCCCUCAUCCUAGGAAGACCAUUCUUAGCAACGGGUAGAAAAAUAAAUAUACACGUGAGAAAACUCAUGCUUAGAGUGGGUGAGGAGACUGUAACUUUCAAGAUGGAUGUAGAAACGGGGAUAAAAACGGAAAAACAACUGCAAGUGUUGAAUGGAAAGUGA
Molecule: messenger RNA, 579 nt
Organism: Nicotiana attenuata
Lineage: Eukaryota; Viridiplantae; Streptophyta; Magnoliopsida; Solanales; Solanaceae
Exons: 2
Coding region: 1-579 (192 amino acids)
Source: RefSeq, a predicted model, not a curated record